Messenger RNA from Phaedon cochleariae (mustard beetle), 1580 nucleotides. The record is from the annotation of a GenBank genome assembly. Lineage: Eukaryota; Metazoa; Arthropoda; Insecta; Coleoptera; Chrysomelidae.
GGCCAAUACAAGUUCAUACCAAAGUUUUCAGAAUACGUAGUUGUCAACAAUGGUUGAUAAGGAAAUCUCGAAUGAGGAUAUCUAUGCACUAUUGCAAUCUGUAGUGUCUCAAAAUAACGAAAUCAAACAAGAAAUAAGAAAUAUCAACUCAAGAAUUGAUUUAAUAACCGUCAGAGUAAAUGGAACAAACGAGAAAGUGGAAAAACUCGAGGAAGAAAAUAGGGAACUCAAAAGUCUAGUUGAGGGUUUGGAAAGACAGGCAAAAAAAUAUAAUAUAGUGGUCUAUGGACUUCCCGAAACGAAAAAAGAUACACUAGAGGACGUUAAAUAUCUUAUUGAGACCCUAGAUAUCCAAGUAUCUUCAGACAUUGAAGUGAGAGACGCUUAUAGAAUUGGAAAAAAAGUGGAAGGUAAAAUUCAACCAAUAGUUGCAGAAUUAACCACAUACCGAAUGAAAGCUGAUAUUUUAAUUAAAUCAAAGAGGAACGAAAUACUUCAGAAAAAAGGAGUUUUUAUCUCAAACGAUUAUCCCAAGAAAAUUUACCAACAGAGGAAAUUUCUCCAUUCCAAAUUGAAAGCUGCAAAAUCUCAGGGACACACGGCACAAAUAACAAAACACAAUAGUCUACAAAUAAAUGGAAAGAUAUUCUCUUACCAAGAGUUGGUAGACGAAGAAGAAGAAAAUCAACGAGAGAUCUCAUCUGCACCAGAAACACACAAGCCAAGUGAAGCCAAACGAAAAGAUAGAGAAGAAACACCAGAAGAAGCAAGAAACUCAAAACCGAAAAUAUCCGCAGAGAUUCGCACCUCAAAUAGGAAUAGGAAUAAGCAGUAGAAUAGUUGAUUCUUAUUUAUACAUUUGUUUUUCAAUCAUUUCAUUUAUAUAGAGAAUUAAAGAAAACAACACUAAUGAAUUCAUUUAUCAGAGAUUUCAGAGAUAAUACUGUGGAAACAACAUAUGUUGAUAUUCCAGAGAAUUGUAAAUUUAAACUAAAUACUAGGAAGCCUAAUUUUACCAUCUUUCACAAUAAUAUUAGUAGCAUAUCUAAGAAUUUUGAUAGUUUUCAGACAUUAAUGAAGCAGAUUUCGGUAGAAAUAAAUGUCAUUGUACUAACUGAAACCUGGAAAGUGCACAACACAGAGAUAUUUUCACUUGAAGGCUAUGAUGCAAUAUACAGUAGCGGUGAGUAUAACCAAAAUGACGGCGUCAUGGUUUUUAUCAAGAACAAUUUGAAUCACACACAUACAUUUCACAAAAUUCAUGAAUCUACAAUAAUUCAGGUUACAAUCAAUUUGAAAAACAAUCAAUAUCUGACUAUUACUAGUAUUUACAGAUCACCAUCAUCAUGCCCAGAUGAAUUCAAUCGGCAGUUAGAACAAUAUAUUAAAAAUUGCUUAAAUAAUCAGAAUAAUUAUCAACAUAUCAUAGUAGGGGACAUAAAUAUCAAUAUUUUGUCAAAUACGGAUACUAGUCACGAAUACAUGAAUAUCCUUAAUGAGGAAUCUUUCAGAUCUUGUAUCAAUAUAUACACACGUAUACAGGGAGAUGCACAGUCAUGCAUUGACCAUAUAUUUGUGAA